GACAUGCUUUUCACCCUGCCUCUUCCUCGCAGCUAAGCUUCCGUGGGACCCGCCUCCUGCCGCGAUGCAGCAAGCUGUGGAGCUGGCGUUGGACCGUGCGGAGUACAUCAUCGAGAGCGCCCGACAGAGACCUCCUAAGAGGAAGUACCUGUCUGGUGGCAGGAAGUCUAUAUUUCAAAAGCUCUAUGACUUGUACAUUGAAGAAUGUGAGAAAGAGCCCGAGGUUAAGCAGAAAUUAAGAAGAAACGUGAACUUGCUGGAGAAGCUUGUCAUGCAAGAGACUUUGUCGUGUUUAGUGGUCAACCUGUACCCAGGAAACGAGGGGUACUCUCUGAUGCUCAGGGGGAAAAAUGGAUCAGAUUCCGAGACCAUCCGACUGCCCUACGAAGAAGGGGAGCUGCUCGAGUACUUGGAUGCUGAAGAGCUACCUCCCAUCCUGGUCGACCUCCUGGAGAAGUCCCAGGCCAACAUCUUCCACUGCGGGUGCGUGCUCGCCGAGGUCCGGGACUACCGGCAGUGCGGCCACACCAAGCCCCCUGGCUACCAGAGCCGGCACAUCCUGCUGCGCCCCACGAUGCAGACGCUCAUCUGCGACGUGCACUCGAUAACCAGCGACAACCACAAGUGGACCCAGGAGGACAAGCUCUUGCUGGAGAGCCAGCUGAUCCUGGCGACGGCGGAGCCGCUCUGCCUGGACCCGUCCGUCGCCGUGGCGUGCACCGCGAACAGGCUGCUGUACAACAGGCAGAAGAUGAACACGCGCCCGCUGAAACGGUGCUUCAAGAGGCACUCCAGGUCCUCUCUGAACCGCCAGCAGGACCUGUCCCACGGCCCGCCGCCUCCUCAGCUGAGGCUCCUGGACUUCCUGCAGAAGAGGAAGGAGAGGAAGGCCGGGCAGCAUUACGACCUCAAGAUCUCUAAAGCGGGGAAUUGCGUGGACAUGUGGAAGCGGAGCCCCUGCAACCUGGCCGUGCCUUCCGAAGUGGACGUGGAGAAGUACGCGAAAGCGGAGAUGUCCAUCCAGUCGGACGACUCGCAGCCUGCGGUCUGGCCGGCCCACGACGUGAAGGACGACUACGUGUUUGAGUGCGAAGCCGGCACCCAGCGGACCAAGCUGACCAUCCUGCAGUCGCUCGGCGACCCCCUGUACUACGGGAAGAUCCAGCCUUGCCCGGACGACGACGAGGCCGACGGCCAGGCGUCUCUGUCCCACUCCUCCACAGACGAUCAUUCCAAUUGGUUCGUUAUUGGAUCAAAGACCGAUGCUGAGAGGGUGGUCACUCAGUACCAAGAGCUGGUCCAGAGCGAAGCCAAGUGCCCCAUCAGGGUGUCGCACAGCUCCAGCGGCCCCGCCGGCCGGGGCCGGCCUUCCCCAGGGGGAGAGACAGAGCAGCCGGAGGCCGCGCCCGUGCAGUCCUCGGUGCUGGGGAAAGGCGUGAAGCACCGGCCGCCGCCCAUCAAGCUUCCCUCGGGCCCCGGGAGCGCUCCUGCAGGUAACUACUUCACGCCACAGCAGGCCAGCAGCUUUCUUAAGUCUCCGACUCCUCCUCCUGCUUCCAAGCCCCCGAGUCUUUCUCGGAAGUCGUCCGUGGACCCCGGGCAAGUCGGUCUGCUCUCUCCGGCCGCCCUGUCUCCUGCCAGCUCCUCACAAAGAUCUGGAGCUCCUAAGCCAUCUACUCCUACACCAACCCCUUCAGCGGCCCCACACCCUCCUGAGGCUCGGAGCUCAGCUCCUAGCGCCCCUUCAGCCGCCCCUCCUCCCCAAGACUCAGGCUCCACCCCUCAGCCCACUUUGUUAGCUCGGUUUGCUCAGCAGCAAAGGCCUCUGAGCCAGGCAAUGCCUGUAACGACCGUUCCUCUCUCCACCAUGGUGACACCCGUCGCCCCAGGGACCAGCGCCCCCCCGCCCAUGGCCACCUCUGCUGGACUUAGCUUCAUCAACGUGGUGGGCUCCGUGUGCGGAGUCCCGGCUCUGAGGAGCAGCUCGAGCCCCGGGCUGGGCGGGAACGCCGGCGCUGUCGCCCCCGCCGGGAUCAACCUGAGCGGCCUGCUGCCCUCGGGAGGCCUGCUGCCCGGCUCGCUGCCCGGGGCAGCGCAGGCCGCUCCGCACACAGGUGUUCCGUUUGGUUUAAAAAACACUUCGAGUCUCAGGCCCCUGAAUCUGCUCCAGCUUCCCGGUGGUCCUCUGAUCUUCAACACUCUGCAGCAGCAGCAGCAGCAGCAGCAACAGCAGCUGCUGCCUCCGUUUCCCGCCCCGCCGCCCCAGCCGCCCGCAGCGUCCAGCCCGCAGCAGCCGGGGGAGCAGGGCUCCGGACAAGGCGCCCCCGGCCAGGAGCAGGCCUUGCCCGCCCCGCACGCCGCCGUCCUGGGCCUCGCCGGAGCGGGGGGCCUCCUGCCGCCGCAGGCAGCCGCGCUGUCUCAGCUUGGCUCUGCCGAGAACAGACCUGCGCAAGGCCUCCCCCAGCAGAGACUCCAGCUCUCCCCUGCCUUGCAGCAGCAGCAGCGGCAGCAGAUCCAACAGCUGCGGUUCUUGCAGCACCAGAUGGCCAUGGCGGCGGCGGCGGCACAGACGGCCCAGCUGCGGCGGCACCGGCACACAGGCAGCCAGUCAAAAAGUAAGGUGAAGAGAGGCGCACCAGCCACUCCGAAAUUCUGAGUCCGGCAUCCUUUUUCCUUUUUCAAUAACGUAAGAGCGAUGAGUCAAGAGGAUUCUGAGUUUCUACUUCUUUUUUGUUUAAAAUGUGUCAGUAUUUUACACUGCUAGGUGUACAAACUUUGUACAGAAGCGCAACCCUAUGAUUUUUAAAUAAAAACAGGGAGAUGCUUU
Molecule: messenger RNA, 2827 nt
Organism: Phyllostomus discolor (pale spear-nosed bat)
Lineage: Eukaryota; Metazoa; Chordata; Mammalia; Chiroptera; Phyllostomidae
Gene: SUPT20H
Product: SPT20 homolog, SAGA complex component
Exons: 25
Coding region: 65-2656 (863 amino acids)
Biological process (GO): regulation of transcription by RNA polymerase II
Cellular component (GO): SAGA complex
Molecular function (GO): transcription coregulator activity
Source: RefSeq, a predicted model, not a curated record